Molecule: messenger RNA, 1551 nt
Organism: Yamadazyma jaroonii
Lineage: Eukaryota; Fungi; Ascomycota; Pichiomycetes; Serinales; Debaryomycetaceae
Source: the annotation of a GenBank genome assembly
AUGACUUCAAGAAUAUACUCAGCUGAUGAGUUGGAAGUCUGUGAAGAAGUCGGUAGAGGAGGUUUUGGUGUGGUUUAUAGAGGUUUGAUAAAGACAACUAACGAAGAAGUUGCAAUUAAACAAAUUGAUUUAGAGAAUGAUCAGACCGACUUAUUUGAAAUAAAUAAAGAAAUUUCCAUCAUAAGUGAAUGUAGGUUGCCACAAAUAACCAAAUAUCUCGGAUGUUUUGUUAAGAAUUAUAAAUUAUGGGUAAUUAUGGAAUUUGUUAACGGUGGGUCAUUAUUUGAAAUCUUACAGCCAGGCCCAGUUACAGAUGAAAAGACCAUUUCUAUAAUUGCAAAGGAAAUUUUGUUGGCAUUGGACUAUUUGCAUAAUCAGGGGAAAAUCCAUAGAGAUUUGAAAUCCCAAAAUAUCUUAUUAGGAUCCAAAGGAGAGAUUAAGUUGACAGAUUUCGGAGUUUCAACUCAAUUAUCAUCGAAUUUUUCAAGAAGAAAUACUACCGUCGGGACUCCAUAUUGGAUGGCACCGGAAGUUAUCUUAAAUGAUAAUGGUGGACAUAAUAGUAAAGCAGAUAUUUGGUCCUUAGGAUGUUGCUUAUAUGAAUUAUUUAAUGGUAAACCACCUUUACAGAAUCAGUACCCACCAAUGAAAGCUUUAAGAUAUAUUUCCAAAUGUACUAAAGAUGAUGAUUUUGUUACCAUCAUUAAACUCAAUGAACUAGAGAUUUCAUCCAAUUUUAAAGAUUUCUUAAUUGAAUGUUUCAGAGUUGAUACUAGAAAAAGAUUAUCUGCCAAUAAAUUAUUGAAGCACAAAUUCAUCACCAAAAAUUCUGUUGAUUCUAAUGAACAAUCGAAACUUAUCAAAACUUUGAUUACCAAUAAGCAUUUAUGGGAUCAAGAGAAUCAUGUUUUGAAAAGCCAGAAAUUCUAUUUACCAACAGAAAUGGUUCAAAAUCAACAAAAAUGGAAUUUAGAUGAGAAAGAAGAGGAAAAUACUAUCAAAUUUGAUAUCUCCACAAUGAAUGAAUAUCCAAGUCCAAAAUCAACUACAAGAGAAUCAUCAAUCUCUCCUGAAACAACUUUAACAGAAAAAACUCCAAAGAAAAAGACAAAAAAAAUCAAUUAUCAAACAUUACAACAGCAUGACUCCAAACAGAAGAAUUUAUCUAAAACAUUAAAACCUGAAUUAUCCAAAAUUGUUAAUAAAGUCUUCCAUAAAUUAGACACUAAAAGUAGUUUAUCCACUGAACAAUAUGAUUUAUUAGUUUCAUUAAACCAAAAUUUCUUAGAUUUAUUAACAUUUUCCAAUACCACUGGUAACGACAAUCUGACUUCCAAACUUAUAAUUUGUCAAUAUUUGAAAUAUUUCAUGAAAGAGUUGAAUAAAAAUGAUAAUGAUUCAAGAUUAUUAUUGAAAAAAUUAAUACUCCCCAGUGAGAUGAAAAAUACUGAUACUAUCAAGAUCAAGUCAAAAGAAAUGGGACCAUUUGAUGAGAUUGAGAAUAGUUUAUUUGAAACAUGGAUUGAUGAAAUGAAACAUUUAAAAGGAUAG